GGGCCGGGCCCGGCGGGGCGGGUGGCGGUGGCCGCCGCGCUGGCGGCGCUCGGGUGGCUGCAGGCGGUGCGCGGCGCCGGGAGCCCCGCCGCAGACCCUCUGCUGCAGCCCUAUUUCCCGGCGCGGCACGGCCCUCGGCACCACCACAGACACGUCAGGGACUGUCAGCCCCGCAAGUACGGCAACGUAACGCACGAAGCGUGGCCGAGCGACGGCGGCACGGGCAGCCCCGUGGCCACCACCAGGACGUUCGUUUCUUACAUCCCCCCGGACGGCGAGGACCGCAAGGCUGUCUACGGCCACUUCACUUUCGUGAGGAACCCGCUGAGGACGCUGUCCGUGCUGGAGCCCGGGGGCACCGGAGGCUGCCAGGCUCAACGCAGAGCCACGGUGGAAGAGACUGCCAAGCUGGGCAAGUGUCUGGUGGCCCAGAACGGCGGCUACUUCAACAUGGAAACAGGAGAGUGCCUUGGGAACGUGGUGAGCGAUGGGAGGCUGGUGAGGAACUCCGGAGGCCUGCAAAACGCUCAGUUUGGCAUCCGCAGGGAUGGCACCAUGGUGUUUGGAUACCUGUCUGAGGAAGAUGUCUUGGAUCAAGCCAACCCUUUUGUGCAGCUUGUGAGUGGGGUGGUUUGGCUGCUGAGGGAUGGAGAGGUAUACAUCAAUCAGAGCCGAGUGGCUGAGUGUGAUCAAGUUCAAACCACAGGAACCUUUGACAAGUUCAUCAAUGUGAUAUCAGCCAGGACUGCAGUUGGACACGACAGCCAGGGCCAGCUGGUCUUGGUUCAUGUGGAUGGACAGACAGAAUCCAGAGGGGUCAACCUCUGGGAAAUGGCUGAAUUCCUGAAGCAGCAGGGAAUCAUCAAUGCUAUCAACCUGGAUGGUGGAGGCUCUGCAACACUGGUCUUAAAUGGGACCCUGGCAAGCUACCCCUCUGAGCACUGCUCCUUUGACAGCAUGUGGCGUUGCCCUCGGAGCAUCUCGACCGUCCUGUGCAUCCACGAGCCCUCCUGUGAGCCUGCAGCCUGCAGUGGCCACGGGCACUGCUCUGGCCUCUUCUGGACAGGCCCUGCCUGUGACACCUUGGACUGUGGCCCAUCUGCUCCUGGCCCCCACAGCCUGUGCACUGCUCGGUGCGUGUGUGACGCCGGCUGGAUGGGCAGCAACUGCAGUGAAGCUUGUCCUCCGGGUUUCUAUGGAGACUCUUGCACCCAGAAGUGCCAGUGCCAGAAUGGGGGCUCGUGUGACCCUGUGCAGGGAGCCUGCUCCUGCCCUGCUGGCUACCAUGGCACCAACUGUGAGCAAGAGUGUCCCCUGGGCUGGCAUGGGCCAAACUGCCAGCAGCCUUGUGCCUGUGAGCACUCGUGUCCCUGCGACCCUGCCACGGGCAGCUGCAACAUCAGCCACGACUCAGCAACACAGGAGCUGUUGCACAGAGCUGGGCAGUGCUGGGCUUCCCAGAGCAAGGGAAGGAGCAAGGACAACUCCUCUCUGUCAGAGAACUGGUGGAUGUCCCUGAGCUCUGUCUUGGCUCUGCUGCUGGUGCUGAGUGCUGUGGGGAACGCUGGGCUGCUGCUCAAGGCCAGGGCACAGAGGCACUACCUCUACCACCCCCUGAGGGAGCUGAAUGGGGAAGCCAACCACACCUCCCCCUCUGCUGCCUGUGAGGUGGAAGAUGCUCAGGACCAAAGCCAGGCUCUGCUGUAGAGCCCCUGUGGGGAGAGAGGAGCUGUUCUACGCUGGGGCUCGUGCUGCUGCUCGGCCCCACAGCAUCAAACCUCUGCCUGAGCCAGGAGCAGCACCAACAUACCUCAGUCCAAGGAGAACCCCUCUGCUCCUGGCCCAGCCCUGCUGAGGAUGUGGGCAGCUUCCCUCCCUGCUGCUCCUGCUCUGCUGGAGCACACAGGGCUAUGGCUUUAGCUGCCACAAGCCCUGGGACCAGCUUCCACCAUCCAGGGGGAGGAGGGACUCCUCAGCAGCAAAGGGGCUGGUUCCCUCUGAUACCUGAGGGAAGGGGGUGAGGAAUGCAAGCCAUAAAAGCCCCUUCUCACCCUGAGCAGUGGUCCGGGGCGGGGGGGGGUUAAGAUGUAAGAUAAAUCGCCUCUAACAUAAAGCUGAGCUUAAGGAAGCUGGUUUAAGGAUGAGAUAGUCUCUAACUGCCUGCCUUCCCUGCCAAACUCAGCCUUCUAUCAUAGAUCAGGCAAAAAAGGUGUUUUAAAGUGUUACAGGUGGUGCAGCAGAGCCAGAGCAUUUGCUUACUGACCCCUGAGGCAGCAGCAGGCCAAGGAGCCUGUGCUGAGCACUGCCCUUUUGCUAGGGCCUUGCAGUUCAACAUGAAAAGCCUCCUCACUUCAACCCAAGCCCCUCCUUCUGGCUUCCUCUGGUACCUGGUGCCCUGCCUGGCUGUGUGGGAGGGCACACAAGCCCUGGCUCAGGGGGUUGUAACUCCUGCCUCAGCCCCACUGGGACCAUUUGUGUGCCCUCCCCUUUCUCAUCUCUCCAGCUAAAGGGACAUGGACAUUUUGUUCUGCUCUUGGCAUCAAAUCAACCUGUACAUUGGGAGAUUCUAUUUUUCUAUGAGUCACAGGACACUGUUUAAAGCUUGAAUAAAGAAAAGCCUCCUGGCCCUCUC
Molecule: messenger RNA, 2632 nt
Organism: Colius striatus (speckled mousebird)
Lineage: Eukaryota; Metazoa; Chordata; Aves; Coliiformes; Coliidae
Gene: NAGPA
Product: N-acetylglucosamine-1-phosphodiester alpha-N-acetylglucosaminidase
Exons: 11
Source: RefSeq, a predicted model, not a curated record